GUGUGAGCCGAAAAGGACGACAGCGAGUGUUUGGUAGCGUGACAGAUUUGUGCGUACACAAAUGAGCAAAAUCGUUCAGACUGUGCAAAGAGUGGCGAAAAUGAAGUACAUUUUAGUGACUGGCGGUGUUAUAAGUGGCGUGGGAAAAGGCGUCAUUGCCAGCUCCUUCGGCACACUCCUGAAUUCCUGCGGCAUCGACGUGACUUCCAUCAAGAUUGAUCCGUACAUCAACAUAGACGCUGGCACAUUUUCUCCCUACGAGCAUGGUGAAGUGUACGUCCUGGAUGAUGGCGGCGAGGUGGAUCUGGAUCUUGGCAACUACGAGAGAUUCCUCGACGUCACGCUGCAUCGUGACAACAACAUCACGACAGGGAAAGUCUACAAGCAUGUGAUCGAGAAGGAGCGCAGAGGAGACUAUCUGGGCAAGACUGUGCAAGUGGUGCCGCACGUCACGGACGCCAUCCAGGAGUGGGUGGAGAAAGUGGCGCACCGGCCCGUGAAGGGCACAGCUCAGCCCCAAGUGUGCAUCGUGGAGCUGGGCGGCACGAUUGGCGACAUCGAGGGAAUGGCCUUCGUCGAGAGCUUCCGACAGUUUCAGUUCAAAGUCAAGCGCGAAAACUUCUGCUGCGCUCACGUGUCACUCGUGCCAAAGCCCAAAGCGACUGGAGAGCACAAGACGAAGCCCACGCAGGCGAGCGUGCGGGAAUUGCGCGGUCUCGGACUGAGUCCUGACUUGAUUGUCUGUCGCUCUGAGGAGCCGAUUGGCAAGGAGGUGAAGGAGAAGAUCAGCAAUUUCUGCCACGUGGCGACUGAGCAAGUGAUCUGCAUCCACGAUCUGCCCUCAAUCUAUCACGUGCCGCUGCUGAUGGAGCAGGAUGGCGUCGUGGACUUCCUGGCCGAGCGACUGCAGCUGAAGAUUCAGCGCGAGAGUCGCUUCAUUGAGCGCUGGCGGAAUUUGGCGCAUCGCGUGAACACCAUCAAUCGCCACGUGCAGAUCACGCUGGUGGGGAAGUACACGAAGCUGGAGGAUGCGUAUGCGUCCGUGACGAAGGCGCUGCAGCACGCGGGCAUCGCCAGUGGCUAUCAGGUGAAUGUGAAGUUCAUUGAGGCGUGUCACUUGGAGGAACAGAUGAGAUCUGAGGAUCCGCCCAAGUAUUACGAGGCGUGGCGAGAGCUCAGCGUGAGCAAAGGUGUCAUCGUGCCGGGUGGCUUCGGGUCGCGUGGCAUUGAGGGGAAGAUCAAGGCUUGCCAGUGGUGCAGAGAGAACAACAAACCCCUUCUGGGCAUCUGUCUUGGCCUGCAGGCGAUGGUGAUUGAGUUUGCGCGCAAUGUGAUGGGCUUGAAGGAUGCCAACUCGACGGAAGUGGCGCCAGAGACGCUCAAUCCCCUCGUGAUCGACAUGCCAGAGUAUCAUCCGGGCGACAUGGGUGGCACAAUGAGACUGGGCAAGAGGACGACUCUGUUCAAGGACUGCGACAGCACAAUUAAGAAACUGUAUGGGAAUCCCAAGAGCGUGAGUGAGAGACAUCGACACAGGUAUGAAGUGAAUCCGGACUAUGUGGAGAAAUUGGAGGCGAAAGGACUGCACUUUGUGGGCUACGAUGCUGAUAAGAAACGCAUGGAGAUUCUAGAAUAUCCCAAUCAUCCCUACUAUGUGGCCACACAGUUUCAUCCUGAAUAUCUCUCGCGGCCUCUCAAGCCUUCUCCGCCUUUCCUCGGACUCAUCCUGGCCGCGACAGGACGUCUGGAGAAGUUUAUCAACCAAGGAUGUCCUCUGAAUCAACGACACAGCGACGAUAGUGGCGAAGAUGAUGUGAUUGAGUUGCCGAGAAGAAGUCAACCGAUCGUCGUCAGUGGGAUUAAUAAGGCAGUGAAGAGUGUGGAAAUGAAUGGCGUAAAUGGCAUUAAUGGCCACGAAAGUGAGGCGAGUGAGGACAAUGAAAAGUGA
This is a messenger RNA of Phlebotomus argentipes, 1948 nucleotides long. It is a transcript of the gene Ctps, whose product is annotated as CTP synthase. The transcript has 6 exons. The coding region runs from base 62 to 1948 and encodes 628 amino acids. Gene Ontology annotation, molecular function: CTP synthase activity; identical protein binding. Gene Ontology annotation, biological process: CTP biosynthetic process; pyrimidine nucleobase biosynthetic process. Gene Ontology annotation, cellular component: cytoophidium; cytoplasm. Lineage: Eukaryota; Metazoa; Arthropoda; Insecta; Diptera; Psychodidae. The record is from RefSeq and is a predicted model, not a curated record.